CACACACACACACACACAUUGAGCGACAAAUAACACACACGCACACACACAUAUACACACAUUCAGGAGGUGAAUUCAGGAGGAAGCGCAGCUCGAGGUCUAUGGCGAUGAAAAUGGAUUUACAUGCCAUCAUAGAGCAAAUGGAGACUGGAGAGCAGGACGCAGCUUUGGCGGCUCUACAGAGCUACAACAAGGAGAUGAACCAGUGCUUCACAUUCAGCAGUGAAGAAAAGCAGGACAGAGAGCAUCUCGGGGAGUUGGUGCUCGGUUUCCUCAACGGGGAGUUGCAGCCCUCAUGUCAGCUGGCAUGUCUAGAAACAGUUCGCACGCUGACGAGAGACAAACUCUGCCUGAAACCGUUCAUCAGCCGCUCAGCCAUGUCCACUCUUGCCCGCUACGCUGGCAUCUCCGUGGCCAGCGCUGCUGCUGCUCCGGACCACAGCAAACCCAUGCAAGGUGAAGCGGAGGGUGAGGGGGGAGCGACAGAAGGAGAAUCCGGUGAGUCGGCGAAGGAAGCCUCGCGUCCGUCAGAAAACUCCGACCAGGAGGCGAUUGUCGAGGCUCUCAAGUCCUUAUGUAACAUCCUGCUCCACAACGAGACUGCACAGGUGGUCGCAGCAGAUCUGCAGCUGAUAAAGGGUGUUUCCGAAAGGCUGAAGCAGUGUCAUGAUUCCCCCUGGAACCAGGAGGUGCGUUUCUUUGACUUACGCCUCACCUUCCUGCUGACUGCCCUCAGAGUGGACGUCAGGGCUCAGCUCGCUCAGGAACUUCACGGCAUCAGUCUGCUCGGCAACCAGAUGGACGCCACACUGGGUCUGUGUUGGCCAAACACAUUGGAGACGGCCAGGCCAGGAUUCGAGGGUGUCCCGCCUGAGGAGCUUCCCCCAUUCAGCCGGGACCAGACAGAACUGGCCAUGGAAAUACUGAAAAUACUGUUCAAUAUCACCUUUGACACAACUAGGCGUAAGGUCGAUGAGGAGGAGGCAGCAGAGUGCCGCCAUUUGGGAGCCAUACUGAGACACUGUUUAAUGAGCCGAGCAGAUGGAGAGGAGCGGACGGAGGAGUUCCACGGCCAUACUGUUAACUUGCUUGGUAACCUGCCCCUGCCCUGUCUGGAUGUGCUGUUGCUGCCCAAAGUGCAACAAGGCUCCAUCGAGUACAUGGGGGUCAACAUGGACGCCGUCAACACGCUGCUGGGGUUCAUGGAGAAAAAACUCGACCGGGGCCAUAAACUGAAGGAGACCCUUCUUCCGUCACUGAACCUGCUGACGGAGAGCAGCCGCAUCCACAGAGAGACCCGGAAGUUCCUGAGGUCAAAGGUCAGAGGAAAGCCUAUCAUGAAGACGAGACGAAUGAGGACAGUUGGUGAUUUGAUGGCCCCUGUAAUGUGUGUGCAGGUGCUGCCCCCGCUGCGUGACGUGAAGAACAGACCUGAGGUGGGCAGUGCUAUGAGGAACAAACUAGUGCGUCUCAUGACACAUAUUGACACCGACGUGAAGAACUGCGCUGCUGAAUUCCUCUUUGUCCUCUGCAAAGAAAGCGUCUCAAGGUUCAUUAAGUACACCGGGUAUGGUAAUGCCGCCGGUCUGCUGGUUGCCAGAGGGCUGCUGAGUGGCGGCAGAGACGCUGGGAUCUACUCAGGAGACGAAGACUCGGAGACGGAGGAGUACAAAGAGGCCAAGGCUCAGAUAAACCCGAUAACAGGAGUAGUAGAAGAAGAGCAGCCCAAUCCCAUGGAGGGAAUGACAGAGGAGCAGAAAGAGUAUGAAGCUAUGAAGCUGCUCAACAUGUUUGACAAACUGUCAAGGAUCAAUGUGAUUAAGCCCAUGCAGCUCAGUAUGGACGGCAGGAUGAGAGAGCUGACUGCAGAGGAUAUGCAAAAACUCAACCACAACCCCACGUUCCCACCAGAGGAGCCAAGCAGUGAUGAGGAGGCUUAGUUACGGAGGACUGAGGCGUCGAGGCAGAAACUCUUGUGACCCUCGUGACAAUCCCAGCAGAACUGUCUCAUCGUUUGUAACAUUUGCAGUCCGACCUUUUGCCCUUUCUUUACUUUUAGGCGGUGAAGUGUAGACGGUAAAAAAAACAAAACCCAUAAUAAUGGAGUACAGCUUGGCUUUCUGUGUGCAAUUCUAUCUACUGCAAAUCCCCGGUGUUUUAUUGCUGAUUAAGAUCCUUCCAAAGAUGCUGUCCAUUUAAUAUAUCCACACACCUCCCCCCCAGUUACUGUUACUCAGGGUAAUAAUCCACUCACUUCACCACAGGAAUGACUUAAGAGUAGAAAACGGGAAAAACAACAGAAGUGAACGUGUGUAAGCGUGUGAGCCAAAGAGAUGCUGCUCAGUUGGUGAUGACGGAGUCAGCUGUAUUUUUGAUAGACAGACAAAAAUAAAAUGAAAGAUUUUUAGUUGCUUUUGUUCCAUAAGGCCUCUCAGAUGUUUUAUUUUUCAGACGUGAAAUGUGAAACCGCUGACAGAUAGGCUACGUUUUUAAUUUGGGACCGGAAAUGACAUAUUAUGACGCAGAGAAAGAGUCUGUAACCUGAAAUGCCCCACACAACAGAUUCCUUCUCAUGUAUAUUGUUGUUGUAUAGCUGCCAGCUAUCAUGGGCUGUAAAAUAAUAUAUUAAAUGUGUUUAAAUGA
Solea solea (common sole) is the source of this 2643-nucleotide messenger RNA. It is a transcript of the gene ric8a, whose product is annotated as RIC8 guanine nucleotide exchange factor A. The transcript is spliced from 13 exons. The record is from RefSeq and is a predicted model, not a curated record. Gene Ontology annotation, cellular component: plasma membrane; cytoplasm. Gene Ontology annotation, molecular function: G-protein alpha-subunit binding; guanyl-nucleotide exchange factor activity. The coding region runs from base 102 to 1940 and encodes 612 amino acids. Lineage: Eukaryota; Metazoa; Chordata; Actinopteri; Pleuronectiformes; Soleidae. Gene Ontology annotation, biological process: G protein-coupled receptor signaling pathway.